Molecule: messenger RNA, 1088 nt
Organism: Penicillium cinerascens
Lineage: Eukaryota; Fungi; Ascomycota; Eurotiomycetes; Eurotiales; Aspergillaceae
Product: C2H2-type zinc finger protein
Exons: 3
Coding region: 1-1047 (348 amino acids)
Biological process (GO): regulation of transcription by RNA polymerase II
Cellular component (GO): nucleus
Molecular function (GO): DNA-binding transcription factor activity, RNA polymerase II-specific; RNA polymerase II cis-regulatory region sequence-specific DNA binding
Source: RefSeq, a predicted model, not a curated record
AUGACGAUGGUAAUGGAAAACCAGAACCGCCCGUAUGGCGGCAUGAGUUUCGACAGUGUGUACCACCACAAUCCGCCGCAAUUCACAGACCCUUGGGCCGCACACACCACUUCGCACUCGACACCUCCGGUCUACGCAACCUCCAUGGGCAACAGUACCCUCCCCAUCAACACUAAGGAGGAUGUCGGCCGGACCGCCGCUAUGUCCAUGCCCUACCCCAGUAUGCCCGUGUCCGCGCCCUCAAUGGUGCCCGGCAGCAACUACGCGACCACCGGCUACGGCCCCGAGGUGAUGGGAAUGCAACAUGAGGUACCGCGCACCGGCUUCGAGCAGCCUUCGACCUACUCCACCGCGCCGCCCAUGAGCAGCUUCGCGCCGGCGACCUAUGCGCCAGUUAGCUACACCCCGAUUCACCCAUCCCAGCCCCAGGACGCCCGUCGCAUGUCGCAUUCAGAUGCUCGUGUGGCUUCUACAGCACCCGCACCAACGCCCACUUUCGGCGACGCGCUCGACGCCAGCCGCGGAAUGGUGGCGCUCAGUCAGGACCUGACUCCUCGCAACAUUUACGGCCCUCGCGGUGCGAGGGCCUCAGCCGACUCCUAUGGCUUCCCUUCUGCUCACAGCUCUGCCUCCUCCAUCUCUUCGGGCGGCAACUACCCCUACUACAGUGCGUCGGUGGGCUCCGUCGACUCCUCCGUAACCGACUACAGCUCGACGACAUCCGAGUCUUACGAGUCACGGACUCUCCCGCGGCCUGCCAGCCUCCUGGCUGGUAGCGCGCCUCCGGGCCCACAGUCUAUGAUGAGCCAGUUCAGCUCGAAGAUGCCCUCCAACACGCAGAAGAAGCACAAGUGCAAGGUGUGCGACAAGCGCUUCACCCGUCCUUCUUCUCUGCAGACACAUAUGUAUAGCCACACUGGCGAGAAGCCCUUCGCAUGUGACGUGGAAGGUUGCGGGCGACACUUCUCCGUGGUUUCCAACUUGCGCCGACACAAGAAGGUCCACAAGGGCGAGAAGGAAGGUGACUCUCCCGACGAGGACGAGUAAAUUCAACUCGCAUGAAUGCUUCCCUUGCUCGCUCGUUUAAU